AUGGCUGCCUCUGAUGUGGGCGAGGAGCGUCGACUGCCUCCUCUUCCUCAGAUUUUGCCCCUACCGCCCCGCGGUCCUUUCAGCCCGUUCAAUGUGAAGGAAGCUCUCAUCCCUACCACCCCAGGGUCUCAGGACACUUUCCAAUUCAAGUCGACUUGGGCGGCUGCCGAGCAUGUCAUCACACCUCCCUCGCCGGCCAGCUCUGCCGAAAGCUCUUGGCAAGAGUCUUUUGUCAUGCAAAAGUCCAACUCGGUCGACUGGCCCAAUGAUCUCUCGCCAAACGAGAUUAUGGCUUUGGUGGCUCCACAGAACCUCAACCGCAAGGCUCCUCUACAGCAGCUCUGUGGCCGUAAGCGCAAGGGCAGCGCUCAAUCUAUUGAAGAUGACCAGCGCGAAAAGCACCGCAUCGCAGAGGGCAAUCGACGCAGCAAUCUCAGCGAGCUGCACCGCCAGUUAGACAGCCGCAUUCACGAUUUCUUCCUCGAGCGAGCAGGCUGGAAUCCUUCCAAGAGCCUUACUCAAUCCAAGGAGCACAUCGUGCAAGGAGCCAUCUACCUAGUCGACUUCAUGCUUGCCAUUAUCGUCCACCUUAUCCGCCAGGAACAGGUCACACCGCAGCUCUCAGAGAAGCUGCAGCCCCAGGUCCGCUGCAUGCAGCUGCAGCAGCUAGUCAGCUCCCUGCAGCAGCAGAACCAAACUGCCCAGCAACAGCUCAAAGCCACCAAAGCGGAGAACGAGAUGCUGGCUGAUCGCAACCGUGCCCUCGAGUUCCAGCUCAAGUCCUAUGAGCAGAUGUUCCGUUCCCCCAAGUCCGAGAGCACUAGCCCCGGACCCCUCCUCGCGUUCCCUGAACAUAAGCGCCAGAAGAAGAACGGCCUACCUGGCAUGCGGGUGCUCUGCGAUGAGAUCGCUGCAAGCAUGCCCUCCGAGUCUUCCUACACUUCUUCCUUCCACGACUCUAUGCCCAGCUCCACCUCGCAGUCCUUCAACAGCUCCUAUCUCACCCCCCACCCCGCCUAUGACUGGUCCUUCUUCUCCUGCCUUCCCUCCUUCUCAGUCUUCUUCUUUCUCAUUCCCGGCGCCGUCUCGCCGCCCCUCUCAUAUUGCGUCUCCAUAAAUCCGCAGUGGAGAUUGAUGAUGCACGCCCCAAUAUUGAACACUCUUCCCUGA
Molecule: messenger RNA, 1170 nt
Organism: Penicillium robsamsonii
Lineage: Eukaryota; Fungi; Ascomycota; Eurotiomycetes; Eurotiales; Aspergillaceae
Product: putative HLH DNA binding domain protein
Exons: 1
Coding region: 1-1170 (389 amino acids)
Source: RefSeq, a predicted model, not a curated record